Messenger RNA from Arachis duranensis, 1646 nucleotides. RefSeq lists its product as uncharacterized. Gene Ontology annotation, molecular function: transaldolase activity. Gene Ontology annotation, cellular component: cytoplasm; intracellular anatomical structure. NCBI's taxonomy places the organism in Eukaryota, Viridiplantae, Streptophyta, Magnoliopsida, Fabales, Fabaceae. Gene Ontology annotation, biological process: carbohydrate metabolic process; pentose-phosphate shunt. The record is from RefSeq and is a predicted model, not a curated record.
GCCUAUUCCUAAGUGCAUAGUCUUGAAUUGUUAGAAGUUCAGUGAAGAGUGUGUGUGGGAGAGAGUCAGAGAGACAGGGAGUGAGUGAGUAGAGUUUUCCGAAAAUCGAGAAAGACAGAAAUGAGGACGGUAACAUUGCAAUCUCCGCCAUACGCGGCUCUCUCAAUUCCCCCAGCACCUUCUUCUUCUUCCUUCUCCUUCCGUAAUUCCACUCUUUUCUUCAACACUUGGCUCCCUCAGUUUCGCGCUUCAUCUUCAGCUUCAACUCGCUUCGCUCUCGAUGCUUCAUCUAUCCAAACCGCUUCCACCACUGAAUUGGACGCUGUUUCAGCCUUUAGCGAGAUCGUUCCCGACACCGUCAUCUUCGAUGACUUCGAAAAGUUUCCUCCAACAGCAGCUACCGUUAGUUCCUCGCUUCUCUUGGGAAUAUGUGGUCUUCCAGAUACUAUUUUCAGGAAUGCUGUGGACAUGGCUUUGGCUGAUUCUGAGUGUUAUGGGCUUGAAAACACUGAAGCUAGAUUGUCUUGUUUCUCCAGCAAGGCUUUGGUGAAUGUCGGAGGUGACAUGGCGAAGUUGGUCCCUGGUCGUGUUUCGACCGAAGUGGAUGCACGUCUUGCUUAUGACACACAUGCCAUUAUUAGAAAGGUGCAUGACCUGUUGAAGUUGUACAAUGAUAUUAGUAUCCCUCCUCAGCGUCUUCUGUUUAAAAUUCCUUCAACCUGGCAGAGAGGCUGCAAGAUUGUUGGAGUCCGAGGGCAUACAAACCCACUUGACUUUUGUUUACAGCUUUGCUCAAGCCGCUGCUGCUGCUCAAGCUGGUGCUUCUGUGAUUCAAAUUUUUGUUGGCCGCUUAAGGGACUGGGCGCGCAAUCAUUCGGAUGACCCAGAGAUAGAAUCAGCUCAGCUGAAAGGAGAGGAUCCUGGGUUGGCAUUGGUGACAAAAGCUUACAAUUAUAUUCACAAGUAUGGGCAUAAGUCAAAGUUGAUGGCAGCUGCAGUUCGCAACAAGCAGGAUCUAUUUAGUCUUCUGGGGGUUGACUAUAUCAUAGCUCCAUUGAAGAUCUUGCAGUCUCUCAAAGAAUCUAUUGCUUCUCCUGAUGAGAAGUACUCUUUUGUUAGGAAGUUAUCGCCUCAGUCUGCUGCCAGCUAUGUGUUUAGAGAUGAAGAGCUUGUUAAAUGGGACCAAGCUAGCCUUGCAGCAGCCAUGGGGCCAGCAGCUGUGCAGCUUCUGGCUACUGGACUAGAUGGUCAUGCCGAUCAAGCAAAGCGAGUUGAAGAGUUAUUCGGGAAAAUUUGGCCACCCCCAAAUGUAUGACUUCAGUUUUUCUUUUGUCUCUCAAUAGAUCUUUUGCUUCAAGGAAUAACAGAAGGUGCUACACCUGAAGGGAAAUCCUCCGUUUGUUGUGUUUCUUUAGUUUCCCCUAACCUUGAAAUCUUGGAGAGUCCGGUCUUGCAGCUGUACAUUUUCUUCUGAGUAUUUCCUCUGGUUUUUUCAACCUUCUUACCCGUAUAGUUCUACUGGUUAAAAUCUGGUUAUGUGGCAUGUUCUUCGUUCUUCAAGCAUUUCUGCUUGUUUGUGAAAUGAAAACAUCAUGGUAUCUUUAGAAUAUAACAAUUCCAUUUGACCCUAGUUAACGUUUUACAAA